CCCAGCCGCCGCGAAAUGCCGCACCCCUCCUCGUCGCCUUCCUCGCCGCCGCAGCCGCUCCGCCUCGCGCGCGUCCUCCUGCCCUUCGGCCUGCUGCUCCUCGUCUCCCUUCUCGUGCUCCACGGCCGCCCGCCGGGGGCCCGCUCCGGCGCCGACCCCGCCGCGCUGUUCCUCUCGCUCUCCCCCGGGGCCAACGCCAGCAUCGCCGCCGACCUGCGCGCGCUCACGGCCGGGCCGCACCUCGCGGGGACGCCCGGGGCGGCGGGCGUGGCCGCGCACGUGCACGCGCGGUUCCGCGCCGCGGGACUCCGCACGCUCACCCGCGAGUACGCGCCGCUGCUCUCGUACCGGGCGCACGCCUCCCUCGCGCUGCUCGCCGCCGACCGCUCCCUGCUGGCGCGCCUCUCGACUGACGAGCCCGCGGACCCGGGCCGCCGCGUCGUGCGGCCCUACCACGCGUACGCUCCCUCCGGCGCGGCCGUGGCCGAGGCGGUGUUCGUCAACCUGGGCCGCGAGGAGGACCUCGCCGCGCUCGACCGGCUCGGGGUGUCCCUCCGCGGCCGCGUCGCCGUUGCAAUCCGCGGGGGCGGGUACCGCGGCGGGGUGGUGGCACGCGCCGCGGGGAAGGGCGCCGUCGCAGUGCUCAUCGCCGGCCACGCGGACGGCGGCGUCGAGAGGGGAGCGGUCCUGCUCGGCGGCCCCGGCGACCCGCUCACGCCCGGCUGGGCCGCGGCCGACGGCGCGGAGCGGCUAGGGUUUGACCACGAGGCGGUCAGGCGGCGGUUCCCGACGAUCCCGUCCAUGCCGGUCUCGGCCGACACGGCCGCGGCCAUCGUGCGGAGCCUGGGCGGGCCGGCCUUGCCGCCGGAGUGGCGCGCGGGGCUCGGGCUCGGGCUCGGGCUGGAGGGCCACGCCGGCGGCGUCGGACCAGGCCCCACGUUGGUCAACUUCACCUAUCAAGAGGACAGGAAGAUGGCUACGAUAAAGGAUAUUUUUGCCAUCAUAAAAGGAUACCAAGAACCCGAUCGCUAUGUGAUCCUUGGGAACCACCGAGAUGCAUGGACUUAUGGAGCAGUUGAUCCUAAUAGUGGGACGGCUGCGCUUCUUGAUGUUGCUUGCCGUCUUGGAAUAAUGCUGCGGUCAGGUUGGACACCACGGAGGACUAUCAUUCUUAGUAGUUGGGACGCUGAAGAGUUUGGAAUGAUCGGGUCAACUGAAUGGGUCGAAGAGAACCUUGGAGAUCUGCAAUCCAAAGCUGUAGCUUACUUGAAUGUUGAUUGUGCUGUGCAAGGCAUGGGGCUUUUCGCUGGUUCUACUCCCCAGUUGGAUAAGCUCUUGAUCGAUGUUACAAGACAGGUAAAGGAUCCAGAUGUUGAAGGAAAGACAGUUCAUGAUACAUGGAGUACAAUGAAUGGCGGCAUCAAUAUAGAGAGGCUUGCCAGAACUGAUUCUGAUUUUGCCCCAUUUCUACAUCAUGCUGGAAUUCCUUGUGUAGACUUGUACUAUGGAAAAGAAUUUCCUGGCUACCAUACUGCACUUGACUCUUAUAACUGGAUGGAAAAGCAUGGUGAUCCAUUGUUUCUUCGUCAUUUGGCUAUUACCGAAAUUUGGGGACUACUAGCGCUCCGCUUGGCAGAUGAUCUUGUGUUGCCUUUUGAUUACCAGACAUAUGCCUCACAGUUGCAGGAGCAUACAAAUGUGCUUGCUGACAUGGUAAACAAUAGCCAAUCAGUCAGUAUCAUAAAUGGAUUCAUCAAUGAUCUUUCUAGUGCAGCCACAGAAGUUCAGAAGGAGGCAAAGGAACUAAAGCUGCUGGAUAUACACGACGGGCACGAUCUUAUGAGGAGGCGGUUGUUGAACGACCGCCUUAUGCUCGCCGAAAGAAGCUUCCUGCAUGCGGAAGGACUCCAAGGAAGAACAUGGUACAAGCAUCUGCUGUACUCGCCACCGGAGGACUAUGAGAGUGAGCUCUCGUUCUUCCCUGGGAUCGCGGACGCCAUCUCUCGGUCGGGGAAGCAGAGCGCCAAACAACGGCAGGCGGUGGUGCGACAGGAACUGUGGAGAGUCACCAUGGCGAUCCAGAGGGCCGCAAAUGUGCUCAGAGGUGAAUUUGGGGCACACAACAAACCGAUAAAUUUCAGAGGUGAAUUCGGCGCACACAACAAACCAAUAAAUUUCAGUGUCUCGGUGGCUCCGUGAAAUCAGCGGUGUAAAAAACAAAUCGGUCUGUUUCUCUAGAAAGGUGAGCAUGCUCAUCAUCACUUUGUGUCAUCUGACGACUGACGCCCGUGCAUCAAACGUCCGUGGAUCGGUCUGCACAUUCGAAUUUCCGCAAACCGGAAGGGUUUGUGGCUGUCCGGACCUUCGUCACACACUCCCGACCCAGCCAAAACCACGAUCCUAGCCCCCGCUUUUGUCACUCCGUCCUUCCGCCUUUGCUUUGUACUUCCUCCGUCCAGAAAUAAUUGUUCUAGAAAUAAAUAUAAUAAGUGUAUCUAUCUGUAA
Molecule: messenger RNA, 2505 nt
Organism: Hordeum vulgare subsp. vulgare (domesticated barley)
Lineage: Eukaryota; Viridiplantae; Streptophyta; Magnoliopsida; Poales; Poaceae
Product: probable glutamate carboxypeptidase PLA3
Exons: 10
Coding region: 16-2199 (727 amino acids)
Molecular function (GO): carboxypeptidase activity
Source: RefSeq, a predicted model, not a curated record